AUGACGCGCCUCACUUUUCUCUGGCUCCUCCCGUUGCUCCUUCCUGCAGCCUCACUGGCCAGCUCCCUUGCAGAAGACGACGAGUGCGCCUCUGGUACAGAGUGCGCCCUGCAAGUUUUGCAAAGACGAGCUGUUCAAGGCUGGCGGUUGUCUGCGUUGUCUGCAAAGGUGCAUGCAUGUGCAUGCGUGCACCUGCUCUAUGGUCUUUGCCAGGUGAAUGGAGUGCGUAUCAAGACGCAGUACGGCCACCAGUUCAACUGCCAUGGUUUGACAGCCCCAGCGCCCGCACCGCCCCCUCCUCCUCCGCCACCGGAGUAUCCCUCACCCUACCAUGCAGAAUACCGCGUGACCAACCAAAAGCUGGUGAAUGCAAGCAGUGCUCCACUGAUGACAUUCCAUCUAUAUCGUGUUCACAGCGAUGCGAAUUACAGCUGUUGCGCGAACGCGGACUUGACAACGGCUGGUGCUGCUCUUUUCUACUUGCACAACGAGAUUGUUUGGCAUGCGAAGUCACGUGCCGGGACUAACUUUGCAGACCCAAAGACUCGCAUUCGUAGAUACAAAAUCUGGACGAGAGCAACGCAGCCCCUGUUCGACCUGGGCAUGAACUUUGGUGUCAUGAACGAGUUUGACAUCACUGAAUGCACCGGCCCAUUCGAAUGCGAAAACUUCAAGCGAUUUGGGUAUACAGUUGGCUGCGAGAACUGGGUCGCAGGAUCUCCUGCAAACUUCCCUCACCAGAAGUGGAACAAAUUGAACUUCUACCCAAACGCUUCGUGGUUCAGUUUGCCAGGGCCCUGUCCAUUCGCCAAGCUGGGCGCAAAGAGCAAAAGCUGCCAGGCCAGCCAGCCUGGUGGCCAAUGUCCUGAGGGUGUGCUCCCAAAUGGAACAGGUGACUGCACCUACCAACUUGAGUUUGCUGGAGAGAUCCGCAUUGACGAGCUAGUUGGCAUCACGGAGGAAAGUGGCAACUAUGCAAACUUCAUCAACUCGGGCGGUCGUGAAUACGAUCCGCUGACUGACCAGGGAGUUCACUUGAACUUCUGGGAUGGGAGGUUUGACACCAUGCUUUGUGAAUGGCGGACGCGGAAGCUAGAAGAGAUGUUCCUCAAAAAGUACCCAGAUGAGCCCACAAUCGAAGCUGCAACUUUUGCUGGCUUCGUAAAACUGAGGAAGUUCUACCAUGGCCUUCCCGGCAUGAAAGUUGGCAGCUUGCACAACGAUAGGGCGCGUGCUUUUCGGAGCCGCGAGUCGAUCUAUGGCAUGAAAACAGCCCAGGCGCUACAAAGCUUGGCCCAAAGUGGAGGCUGUGCGCAGCUAGACAGCUUGAGAUGCUUCAGUGAUCGUGGUGGCCUGGGCUUGAGGCAUUUAUCCGCGGCUUGCCGCGGGGAUCGCUGGUUGCAGACCUUGGAUGUGGCUUGGGCCCUGGCUGCGGAGAAGUGGUGGUUCCAUGCUGCAUGUGAAAGAAGCUGGAUGCUUUCCAGUAGCAAGCGUUUCCGCCUCAAGGGCACCGUGUUCAAUUUGGAGCCACUUCAUCCUCAAGAUAAGUGCAUGGCACUGAAGGAUAUCAGCGCCCCCCUGGCAGAAAUUGCAGCCAAGGAGCACGGGGCCUGCUGCAUGGUUUCUGACUGCCUUUGCGCACCGAUGCGCAGUGGCAGCUUUGACGCAGUGCUUUCCAUUGCUGUGUUGCAUCAUUUGUCGACGGAGCCACGGCGCAUUCAGGCUUUGCGUGAAGCAGCGCGCCUUUUGCGACCAGAUGGCCACCUCUUAGUUUACUGCUGGAGUUUUGAGCAGGAUGAUGAGCGCUCGAGAUCGCGACAUCGUUUCGAAGCCCAGGAUGUUUUGGUGCCAUGGAGCUUUCGAACACCUGGUGUGAAGAAGGCGCCUGGAAGUAAGCCGCCAAAGGGCACGGAGGAAGAAGGUGUUGCAGCAGGGGCUGAAGGCGAUCAAAAGGAUUGGGAAGAGCAGCCGCCAGUGUGCCAAAGGUAUUGCCACGUGUACAGGGAGGGCGAGCUUUUGGAGUUGUUGGCGCACGUGCCAGAGUUAGAGGUAGAGGAAA
Symbiodinium pilosum is the source of this 2059-nucleotide messenger RNA. Lineage: Eukaryota; Dinophyceae; Suessiales; Symbiodiniaceae. The record is from the annotation of a GenBank genome assembly.